AUGUCUGGUAAAGACAGACCACUUCAGAACGACUCUCCGGCAAAGAUGGAGCAUGAGCAGACCCAAAAAUUCGACUACUUCCCCAUGCUGCCAAAAGAGCUUCAGCUCUUGAUUUGGGAGCAUUACGAGACAGUCAACCUAAGGGUCAGGCACAUGUUCUGCGGCAUGGAUGAGGGUUUCUGGGAUGAGAGCUGCUACUACGACUUCAACCAGACGUCGUUUCCUGAGCUCGUGUGGUCGAGUGGCCGAAACAUCAGACACCCUCGAUCUCUUCUGGGAUUCGUCGACUUGGCUGUAGCCCGUCGAUACGAGAUCAUGCUUCCGAACUGGACCUAUUGGGCUCCAUUUCAUGGUUCUCCAAGUCCCGACUUCGACCAUGAAUUCGCUCAACCUCCGGCCGGCUUCUGCGAUGACAAUAGUUGGUCUCGAGUGCCAACCUGGAUGAAUUUCAAGGUCGACAGCUUCUGCUUCAUUCCACGUUUGAUAAUACCAUUCUAUAAUUCUGCUCGUCGCCGCCAUAGUACUCCCUUUCCUCCUCCUCCAUUAGGUUUAAUCUUAUUCCAUGACUUUGAUAAGAUUGAAAAUGGCAACAAAAAAACACCAUGGUUCUGGUCCAUUCAAAACUUGGAGUUGUUCAUUACAAGCAUCGGCACUGGCUUUUAUGGUAACGAAGAGCACGCUCUUGCGAUACACCCGGCUCUCAAGAGUGUCAAACUUCUAGUAGCAGCAGAAGAUCUGACUUGUACACAUGAAGGAGACGGGAAAGGAACAUUUAGCGGCGACCGGGUGCUUAAUGACUUUCUCAAAGGCAAAAGAACGCUCUCGGACGACUUGUCGACAGUCCUCUCGCAGUGGAAUACCAGCCCUCACAAUGUCUGCGACUGUGGCCUACCCCGAAAAUUCUUGAGAGAACUCCUGGAGCUUCGAGACAAUAUCUACAGGAUUGUCAAGGAUCGUGUUGCCUCGGUCCAGAUCAUAGCUGCAGGUGGUGAUGACCACAUCCAUUGGACCCAGCCGGAAGCUCUCGCGGAGCUGCACCCUGCUUCGGAUCAUGCGACGCAGUGA
Molecule: messenger RNA, 1065 nt
Organism: Pestalotiopsis fici W106-1
Lineage: Eukaryota; Fungi; Ascomycota; Sordariomycetes; Amphisphaeriales; Sporocadaceae
Exons: 1
Coding region: 1-1065 (354 amino acids)
Source: RefSeq, a predicted model, not a curated record